Cyphellophora attinorum is the source of this 300-nucleotide messenger RNA. RefSeq lists its product as uncharacterized. The transcript has a single exon. NCBI's taxonomy places the organism in Eukaryota, Fungi, Ascomycota, Eurotiomycetes, Chaetothyriales, Cyphellophoraceae. Bases 1 to 300 code for a protein of 99 amino acids. The record is from RefSeq and is a predicted model, not a curated record.
AUGGUCUGGCUAGAUCUGGAAGCCGCGGGGAUUCAAGGUAGCGACUUCGUGGAGUGUGGGAAGAAACACGGUUUAAAGUUCUAUGCUGGACGAAUAGUCGUGCAUUAUCAGAUUAAAGAUGAGGCGAUCGAGAAGUUGGGUUCGGUGAUGGACGAGGUGCUGGCUGCGGCGAAGGCGAAAACAGGUAAGGGUGGCGACGGGAAGAAGAGGAGGUUCGAUCAGUAUGCGAAUGGUGAGAAGGCGGCGGAGGGGCAGGAGAAGGAGAAGAAGAGCAAGGCGGACGAUGCGGAUGAGCUGUAG